Messenger RNA from Arabis nemorensis, 2319 nucleotides. NCBI's taxonomy places the organism in Eukaryota, Viridiplantae, Streptophyta, Magnoliopsida, Brassicales, Brassicaceae. The record is from the annotation of a GenBank genome assembly.
AUGGCGGUGAUGAUUUCGACGAAUGCUUUUGUGAACUUCUUUGAUGGAAGUCGGAAUUUUUGUUGGAAACCGGUUUUUCCUCAUGUGUUGUAUAAUGGCGAUCGAUUCCUGCGUCUUAAUCCGAAGAGAUCGAAGAAGACAAAGACUAAGAGUGGUGAGCAGGAGAUGGUAAGCGAUAAACGUAUUGACAAAGGUUUCAAGAGGAAUGAAGACAGUGGGAUUCAGAGAGUAACCAAAGAUGUGAGGUUGAGUAAGAGUGGUGAGUCUUCAGUGACUGUAUCAUCAGAAGAUGAGAGAUUUAACAAGAGAACAUACUCGAAGCAGUAUCAGCGUUCUACUGAUACAUCGAGAGGGAUUGAGAGAGUGACUGUGCCUGAAGAUGAGAGUUUUGGGAAACGGUAUCCGAAGCAGGAGACGGUGAGGUAUCAGCGUUCGUCUGAUACUUCGAAAGGAUUUGAGAGAGGUUCCAAAGGAGAUGGAUUGGAUCUCGUCGCUGAAGAAAAGCGAAUUCAGAGAAUAGCCAACGAGAUGGGUGCUUUAAGAAGUGACAAGUUGACUAUAACUAAGAGAAUAGGUUCUAAGAGAGAUGAGGAUGAUGAUAGCUUGUUUGACAUGGAAAGUCCUGCCUUUCGGUUUUCCGAUGAGUCCAGUGAUAUAGUGGACAAGCCAGCUACUUCACGAGCCGAAAUGGAAGACAGAAUCGAGAAGUUGGCAAAAGCGUUGAAUGGUGCAGACAUCAAUAUGCCUGAGUGGCUGUUUUCCAAGGCGAUUCGGAGUGCAAGAAUCAGAUAUAACGAUUACACUAUAAUGAGACUGAUCCAGUUUCUAGGAAAACUAGGAAACUGGAGACGAGUUAUUCAAGUGAUCGAGUGGCUUCAAAGGCAAGACCGUUACAAAUCAAACAAGCUAAGAAUUAUCUAUACAACUGCACUCAAUGUGCUUGGUAAGUCGAGGAGGCCUGUGGAAGCUCUCAAUGUAUUCCAUGCAAUGCUGUUACAAAUUUCGUCAUAUCCGGAUAUGGUAGCAUACCGUUCAAUUGCAGUCACACUUGGACAAGCUGGGCAUAUCAAGGAACUCUUUCAUGUGAUUGACACAAUGCGAUCUCCACCUAAAAAGAAUUUCAAGCCAACGACACUUAUAAAAUGGGAUCCACGGCUUGAACCUGACGUUGUUGUUUACAAUGCGGUGCUCAAUGCAUGUGUUCAACGGAAGCAGUGGGAAGGAGCAUUCUGGGUAUUGCAACAGUUGAAGCAAAGAGGGCAAAAACCUUCUCCUGUCACCUAUGGCCUUGUCAUGGAGGUAAUGCUUGCAUGUGAGAAAUACAAUUUAGUUCAUGAAUUCUUCAGGAAGAUGCAGAAAUCUUCUAUCCCUAAUGCUCUAGCAUAUAGAGUUCUUGUUAAUACUCUGUGGAAAGAAGGUAAAACCGAUGAGGCCAUACAGACAGUUGACGAUAUGGAAAGCCGUGGUAUUGUCGGAUCAGCUGCUCUUUACUACGACCUUGCUCGCUGUCUUUGUAGCGCAGGAAGGUGUAAUGAAGGGCUUAAUAUGAUUAAGAAGAUAUGUAGAGUUGCAAAUAAGCCUCUCGUGGUGACUUACACUGGCCUGAUCCAAGCAUGCCUCGACUCAGGAAACAUCAAGGACGCAACUUACAUUUUCGAUCAAAUGAAGGAGGUCUGCAACCCGAAUCUAGUUACUUGCAACAUAAUGCUAAAAGCUUAUCUACAAGGCGGGUUGUUUGAAGAAGCCAGAGAACUUUUCCAUAAAAUGUCAGAAGACGGAGAUCAUAUAAAAAGCAGCUCGGAUUUCGAAUCAAGAGUAUUGCCAGACACGUACACGUUCAACACGAUGCUAGACUCAUGUGCUGAACAAAAAAAGUGGGGUGAUUUCGGUUAUGCGUAUCGGGAGAUGUUGCGUCAUGGAUACCAUUUCAAUCCGAAACGUCAUCUCAAAAUGGUACUUGAAGCUAGCAGAACAGGAAAGGAAGAAGUGAUGGAAGCGACAUGGGAACACCUGAGACGGAGUAAUAGAAUUCCGCCAUCGCCUCUAAUCAAAGAAAGAUUCUGCAGGAAACUCGAGAAAGGCGAUCAUGUUUCAGCGAUAUCGUCUGUUGCUGAUCUCGAUGGCAACAUAGAGGAGACCGAGUUACGGGCAUUUUCAACUUCCGCGUGGUCCAAGGUCUUGUACCGGUUUGAGAAAGAUUCAGUUUUGAGGUUAAUGGACGAUGUGAACAGACGUGUGGGUUCGAGAAAUGAGUCUUCGGAUUCGGUUUUGGGGAAUUUAUUGAGUUCUUGUAAAGAGUUUAUGAAGAACAGAACAUAA